This is a messenger RNA of Conger conger (European conger), 2025 nucleotides long. It is a transcript of the gene ptger4b, whose product is annotated as prostaglandin E receptor 4 (subtype EP4) b. Gene Ontology annotation, cellular component: plasma membrane. NCBI's taxonomy places the organism in Eukaryota, Metazoa, Chordata, Actinopteri, Anguilliformes, Congridae. Bases 266 to 1639 code for a protein of 457 amino acids. Gene Ontology annotation, biological process: adenylate cyclase-activating G protein-coupled receptor signaling pathway; cellular response to prostaglandin E stimulus; negative regulation of inflammatory response. Gene Ontology annotation, molecular function: prostaglandin E receptor activity. The transcript is spliced from 2 exons. The record is from RefSeq and is a predicted model, not a curated record.
AGAAGAAGCGCAACACCUGGCAAGUGGAAUAAUUCAAACUUCAAGAAACAAGAGAAACAUGAUAAUUUUGGGGGCUCCAAAUUAACCUAUUUCCACAUGGUAAUCUAAAAACUGGACGUAGCUCAUGGAUUAUUUAUAUUAAUUGAUUUGAAUAAGAAGCCUACUGUAUCUACCCGAGCGAGGAUGUGGAGCACAUGCAACGACCAGCGCAGGACACAUGCAAGGUAGCAUUCUGUAAUGAUCUGUCAAGAACAUCUCAUUGAAAAUGAAUAUAACAAAUCAGUUGACAAAUAAUACAAGAACAACGUCCAUGGACCCAACUAUUCCUGUUAUAAUGUUUAUAUUCGGGGUGGUUGGCAAUUCCAUAGCCAUCGUUGUGCUUUGUAAAUCAAGAAAAGAACAGAAGGAGACAACAUUCUACACCUUGGUUUGUGGACUCGCGGUGACCGACCUUCUGGGAACCUUGCUUGCUAGCCCUGUCACCAUCGCCACCUAUGUGAAAGGAGCGUGGCCAGGAGACGACGCAUUGUGCCAAUAUUCUGGAUUCAUCCUUCUUUUCUUCUCUUUGGCUGGCCUCAGUAUAAUAUGUGCCAUGUCAAUCGAAAGGUAUAUGGCUAUUAACCACGCAUACUUCUACAGCCAUUAUGUUGAUCAAAAACUUGCAGGCUUGACUCUUUUUACCAUUUAUUUCUCGAACAUUUUGUUUUGCGCCUUGCCGAGUAUGGGACUGGGAGAGGUACAGAAGCAGUAUCCAUAUACUUGGUGCUUUAUUGACUGGAGAAGUAAUGUGAGUAAGAACGCGGCGUUCUCGUACAUGUACGCUGGUUUCAGUUCUUUUCUGAUCCUAGCAACGGUCAUCUGUAACAUACUGGUGUGCGGGGCACUGAUCAUGAUGCACAGAAGGUUUGUCCGCAGAACGUCGCUCGGCACCGAUCAGAGAAGGAUUGCUGACCUCCGGAGGAGACGGAAUUUCGGACGCAUGGCUGGUGCAGAAAUUCAAAUGGUCAUUUUGCUCAUAGCUACAUCAGUGGUGAUGCUUAUUUGUUCAAUACCUCUAGUGGUGCGGGUGUUUGUUAACCAGCUCUACAAGCCCUCAGUGGAAAUGAGGAUAGAGAAUAACCUAGAUCUUAAGGCCAUUCGAAUAGCCUCAGUCAACCCCAUCCUGGACCCUUGGAUCUAUAUCCUGCUCCGCAAGGCUGUGCUCCUCAAGCUUAUUGAGAAGAUCAAGUGCCUAUUCUGCAGAAUUGGGGGCCAGCACCAGCAGGGACCAGGGAACUUCCACUGUAUCCAUGGGCAGAGAUCAUCUUCUGUGAUCUCACGCGAUUCCCCAUCCCUGGUUUGCCGGGACAUGAGGGAGUUCACCAGCACCUCUCAGACAUUCCUGUACCUGCCCGAGACCAGUACCAGCCUUUCCGGCAGCUUGCGGAUGGGGCAGGUGGGGCGGGAGUGUGUCUCCCUCAAAGACUUUCGAGGAUCCGAGUCAUCAAAUGUACACUCUUUGGACUGCAGAACUACAGAAGGACAGCAUACCCAUGUGAGCCUCACCAGCCUCAACAGGUCUCCCUCAUAUUCAAAAGAUCAGCCCCUACAUGUGACUUUCACGGGAGAAACAUUGAACUUACCAGAGAAAUGCAUAUAGCUCCCUAUAGAGUUCAACACAUUGACUGAGACAUGGAAACUGACAAGGAUGAUGCGAUCAUGACAUGUGACUUCAGUGAUUUUGGGCCACAGAGGCUGAAUUGAAAAAAGGUUUCCAAAGCUUUUCUUAGCUGUGCUGAUUGACAUUUGAACAGAUUUUCCAUUUGCGAAUGUUUCACUGUAUUUCAGUUUUGUUUGAACUUUCAUUUUGGAAUUUACACUGACUGAACAAAGCUGUGUGUACAAUGAGAAUUGGCAUUAUUUACUAUUAUCCAUUUUGCAAUGGGUAUCCACAACAUUAGGAUUCUUACAGUAAACACCACAAAUGUUUUUUUUAUUCUAAUAUAUAUUUUUUGAACUAAUAAUAAUAAUAAUAAUAAUAAUAAU